CCGGGUCGAGCUGGAACUGCAGACGCUGGCAACUCGUGGAGGAUGUAGGAAACUGCUAUUUGUAAGGAAAAGCGUUAUUGCUGAGCAACUGAGAGAAGACCAACGUAUAUAGGCUACUAGGUCUGGGCACCGAGAUCAGUGUACAGUUCCAUUGGAUAUUGCAAAGCCUCCACCAUAAAAGCCAGCGAAAUAGAGCAGUAAAUAAAAGGAAUUCAAGUGUUGGGCCUGUGCCACUGAUAAUCAUAGCCAGCACUCCAACUGUAACCACUGGCUGUAGGCAGCUGUGUCCGACUCAUUGGAUGACUGGAGAGGCAGCACACUGAAGUAGCCUACGCCUAAGAUGACAUAUGGUUGGAGUGAGUAGCGUAGCAGAGAUGAGUCUCACAUCAUGGUUCCUGGUGAGCAGCGGGGGCACUCGUCACCGUCUGCCCCUGGAGAUGAUCUUCGUCGGCCGAGACGACUGCGAGCUCAUGCUGCAGUCGCGGAGUGUUGACAAGCAGCAUGCGGUCAUCAACUAUGAGGUGACCAGCGAUGAGCACAAAGUCAAGGACCUGGGCAGCCUGAACGGGACAUUUGUGAAUGAUGUCCGAAUUCAGGAGCAGACGUAUGUCACAUUAAAGAUUAAUGACAAGCUGAGGUUUGGAUAUGAUAUCAACCUGUUCACGGUGGUGCGUGAGGAGAUGACUGUCCCAGAUGAGGCUCUUCAGCAUGAGAAGUUCACCAGCCAGCUCCAGCUGACUAAGAAGCACUUCAACGGUGAGCCCACUAAGUCCCCCGCUAAGACCCCCAGACCAGCCGAGACCAAGGCAGCCGAGGGGACCACCAUGGAGCCAUCGGCCAAACCUGCUGAUUCACACCAGGGAGAUGACAAGAUGGCAGGGGACAUAGCAGCAUCGCACCGGGGAACACCUCUGUAUGGACAGCCAUCUUGGUGGGGGGAUGGGGACGCAGACGACGAGAACUCCUUCAAACAGGAGACCAAGACGUGUGGGAAGAAGCAUGACAGCUCUGCAGCAGACGGCAGAGAGCCUAAGAGGAGUGAGAGGCCUAUGGAGGAUGGUCUGGGACUUGAGCCCAGCUACUUUGAGAUCCCCACCAAGGAGUCUCAGAUGGCUGAGGACAGCAUUCAUGAAAUCCCUACCAAAGACACUGAGGGGGCUGCUGCUACCACCGCCAGCAGCGCUCAGGGCCACGCCUCACCUCACGCCUUCACCAUCGAGUUUGAUGACACCUCCCCUGGCAAGGUCAGGAUUAAGGACCAUGUGUCCAAACUGACUCCGGACCACCGGCCCCGGCCUAAGAAGGCACCCCAGCCGGGGAGCAAGGACCUCAGCACCCUACAGGCCGCCAUGAUGGCCUCUGAGAGCAAGGUGGCUGAUUGGCUGGCCCACAAUGACCCCCCCACGGUGCACAGUGAGUCCACAGAGGAGGACAGCAAGAGCAUCAAGAGUGAUGUCCCCGUCCACUUCCACAGGCUUAAAGGCAGCAAGCAUGAGGACGGUACCCAGAGUGACUCUGAGAACGGGAUUGGCCUGCGCUUCGGCAGCCGGAGGCUGGCUCUGGAGGAGAGGCUGAGGUCGGCGCAGGGAGGACAGGGAGGUCAGUGGGGUCGGACUACCGGCAACAGGACUACCUUCAUGAUCGAAUUCUACAACGAUGACAACCCCCGCAAGCGACGCUCCUACUCCUUCUCCCAGACUGCACCGCUGCUUGGGGGUGCGGCCAGGGAGGCUCUUUGCCCCACCCCCCCCUCCCACUCUAAGGCCCCUUCCACCAUGACCACAGACUUCAGUAAGGCCCCGUUAUCAGCGGCCCUGAUAGCAGGAGCCCCCACUGCCGCCCGAGUUCUGAUGAAGCAGAGGUCUGAGGACCAGAGCAUAGGGAGGAGCUCGGUCAGUACAGGCCACCAGACCACUGAGCCCAGCCCCAGUGAGGAGGGUCUGAGGACCCCUCGGUCUCAGGGGGACAGGGACAGGGAGCAGGAGGAUGACCAGAGUGAUAAGGGAACCUACACCAUCGAGUUGGAGAACCGCAACCCUGAGGAGGAGGAGGCCAGGCGCAUGAUAGACAAGGUGUUCGGGAUGGAGCAGAACCAGGAUCUGUCUGUCUCAGGACCAGUAGAACUACAACAAGGAGGAGGGGGGAAGAAGGAGAGGAAGACCACAGAGAUGGGAGAAACGGUGAAACCAAGCUGCCUUCCAUCCGAGAGUAUGUCUGAGGACUCGGUGGCAGUGGGCAGUAGUCACUGGGUGUCUCAGUGGACCAGUCCAGCUGCAAACCACACCAGAACCGACCCAGAGGGGUCUGGUGCUGAGUCAUCUGCCUUCGUCCAUCAGCAGAGAGAAGUGGAUGCCUUUGAGUUGGCCGUUUCCAUCCGAAGCACCAGCUCUGCCACCUCCAGUCUCACCGAGCGUAAACGCAGGACCCUCCCACAGCUCCCCAUCGACGACCCCCGGGCCAAGCCUGGGAAGAGCUUGUGCGGCCUGGGCCUGCAUCGCUCAGAGAUCGGGGAGAAACAGGAUACGGAGCCCCAGGAAAAGGAGAGGCAGGUGGAGAAUGAAGGAGACAGGGCGUGUUUUACCUCCAUAGAGGAGGGGGAUAUGAUGAACCAGACCAAGGCCCCACUACAGGCCUCCUCCAAGCCCUCUCUCAGACCUAUGAGCAGCAGUGAGAAGAGGUCCGAGGAGAGGAGGAGGCGGGCGGAGGAUAGGAUUCAGCACUACAGCAAAGGAGGAGGGGACAGGGGGGGGAAGUCAGGGGGCAAGUCUCUAGUCCGUCAGGGCAGCUUCACCAUUGAGAAGCCCAGUGGUGUGGUGCCCAUCGAGCUGAUCCCUCGGAUCAAAGGUGAUGCCGGUGUCCUGGGCAGCGAGCGCAGUGACUCUGUGGGCAGCAUGGACACAGCCACCCUGCUGAAGGACACAGAGGCUGUCAUGGCCUUCCUGGAGGCCAAGCUGAGGGCUGAGAACAAGCUGGACAGAGCCAACCGUGCAGGCUUCUUCUCCCCUGAGUCAGACGUGGACACGGCCAGCACCUACAACCAGGCGGCAGGGGAGGGAGAGAAGAAACCAACUCACCAGAAACGCCGCUCCCUCAGCAGCCUGUACAAGGAGAAGAGCAACCUGGGCUCAACCUCCAAAACCGCUGCCAGCACCAACGCUCGCGAGCGCUUGGAGAGAAAGACCAAGACCAGAACUGAUCCCAGCCGGCCAGAUGUCCGCCGCUCCGUCCAACCUGCCUCCUCGCGGGCACGCCAACCCUCCCAGGAUCUCACAGAUGACGACCAGACCUCGUCCUUCCCCAUCUCCGACAUUCUUUCCUCUGACCAGGAGAGUUUGCAUAGUCGCACGUACGGCCGCGGCCACUUCACCUCUACGGAUGACCUGCUACAUUCCAAACUGGAAGCCAAAUCCAGCUGCAAGACCAGCUCCAGUAAGUCUAGUAAGACUCUCCAGGCCGCCACAGCUUCCUCCCUGGGGAAACAGGCCUCUCUGCCCCAGCCACGGCCUACCAGAACCUCCUUGCUCCGCCGGGCCCGGCUGGGGGACACAUCCGACACGGACCAGGCCGAUGCAGACAGGAUGUCUGUGGCCUCCGAGGUGUCCACCACCAGUUCUACAUCCAAGCCUCCAUCUGGUCGUAAAGGGCCCUCGCGGCUGGACAUGUUGGCCCAGCCCAGGAGGACACGGCUGGGCUCCAUCUCGGCCCGUAGUGACUCAGAGUGUACAGUAGGUAGGAGCAGCACCUCCUCCCCUCGCCUGUCUGCAGAGACCAUACUGCGCCUGGGCCUCCGCUCCCCCACCGACAACAAACUGGCUCCUCGCAUGAGGGCCAACAGUGUGUCCAAGCUGACCGAAGCCAAGUCCAGAAUCAGCUCCUCCAUCCACAGCACUCCCUCAGCCUCUAACAGGUGGAGACGAUUGCCCCCAGAGUAUGGAUCCACCUCCGAGGAGGAGUUUGGCUCCAACAGGAACUCCCCCAAACCCGGGCGCCCCCUGCGCCCACACCCGGUCCUGAGGGGUACCAGACUCGGGGGCUCCACCGGCAUCCUUAACUCUGGUCAGGUUGGCCCUGGAGGCGUGGUCCUGAAACACCGCAUGAGAGAACAACAGGAGGAGUACGUCAAGGACUGGACCGCUCACAGCGAGGAGAUUGCCAGGAUCAGUCAAGACCUAACCAAGGACCUGGCCAUCCUCGCCCGGGAGAUCCACGAUGUGGCCGGAGAGAUCGACUCGGUCAGCUCCUCUGGCACGGCUCCCAGCACCACAGUCAGCACCGCCGCCACCACACCCGGCUCCACUAUUGACACCCACGAAGUGGUAGGCCGCACGCAGGAAGGCACGCAGGAGGGCUUGCAAAAGCUGAUUGACUGUGUGUUUGACGAGAGCCUCAACUUCAGGAAGAUCCCUCCCAUGGUGCAGAACAAGGCCCCUGAGAUAAAUGGACGCCCUGUAGAGCGCCGCCCCCGCGCCCCAGACAGCCUGGACUGCGUCCUCCAGAGACGCACAUGGAACAGAGAUGAGGCGGUGUUGGACAGUCUGCUGCUCACAUCUGUCUCUCAGCUGUCAGCCCAAAUCAGACAGUCUGUUGACAAAACAGCAGGAAAAAUACGAAUAUUGUUCAAAGACAAGGACAGGAAUUGGGAUGAGAUUGAGAGCAAACUCCGAUCUGACAGCGACAUACCACUCCUCAAAACCUCCAACAAGGACAUCUCCUCUAUCGUCUUGGAGCUGAAGAGAGUGGAGAAGCAGCUACAAGUGAUAAAUAUCAUGGUGGAUCCUGAAGGCACCCUGGAUGCCCUGAGCAGCCUUGACCUGACCAGCCCCCUUACACCCAAGCCCUCUCCUGGUUCUCAGGGGCCCCAGAAGACCCUCCCAGGCCCUGCAGCCAGGGGCUACACCGCCUCCUCGGCAACCACUGAGGGGUCAGGGUCUGUGUCAGCCAGAGACCUGGGAAGCCUGCACUUCAACCGCAUCCACCCCAGUGGAGAAGAGAGUGCCAUCACUCAGAAGUGAGGAGGUUCCCACCCUCUGAUGCUUCAUAUAUAGAACACCUGCCUCAAUGAACAAUUUGCCCUCUUUCGGGAAUAUUUCAGAAUGAACCUCCACCACCCUAGUAACCUACCAAAGCUAACAGUAAAGAGGUUUUUUUUUAUGUGAGCCAAGUUUCCAAACGUGAAAUAAGUGUACAGUGGAGCAAACUCAAAAUGUUUCUUAUUGUAUUUUGAAUGGUAAUUUAUCUGUUUUGCUGGUAAUCUGUUUUCUAUCUAUUUUCUGCACAUUUGUCUAAAAUACUGAAUUUCAACUUCUCUGAGCAAUUCUGUACCCAGAGAAUCAUACAUUGUUAAGGUGAAAUGCAAUUCACAUGAAAACAUGUUUUUAGUGUUUGAAACGAUUUAAGACUGUUACAGUACCAUGUUAAACUAUGUUACAGUACAGUAAUGCUUGUAAGUAGCCUGAACGAUUCAUUUUUGGAACGCGACGCAAACGGACCUCCGUUGGCUCCGUUUGCAUAGACAUUAAUUAGAGCCCUUAAGCCUGGUCCUUGACCCGAAUUACAUAUUUCAUAUGAUUUGCAUAGCUUUAUAUUUUUCCUGUUAUGACUAUGCGGUAUCUUUGUAAACUGGAAGUGAAAAGGAAAAUGUGACAUUGACCGGAUCUUUUUCAUCUUGGACUGUUCUGAGUCCCUCCUCUUUACUGUAGUAUUUUAUACAGUAACAUGAGUCCAUAAUGGUGUACCAGAUGUACACCCUGAAUGGCCUUUGUUGGAGAGAGCAGGUCGGUCUUCUACCAAGAGGACCUCUUGUCUGUUUAGUGUUGAUUUACAAGGACUUUAAAUUGGUCUUUGAAAUUGUAUGAAACAACAUGACUGCAACAAGGUUACCGUCAAAGCUUCAUUAGCUAUAACCACUGUCAUUAAAGACAGAAGUUACCGUCAAAGCUUCAUUAGCUAUAACCACUGUCAUUAAAGACAGAAGUUACUGUCAACAUUGCAUUAGCUAUAACCACUGUCAUUAAAGACAGAAGUUACCGUCAAAGCUUCAUUAGCUAUAACCACUGUCAUUAAAGACAGAAGUUACUGUCAACAUUGCAUUAGCUAUAACCACUGUCAUUAAAGACAGAAGUUACCGUCAAAGCUUCAUUAGCUAUAACCACUGUCAUUAAAGACAGAAGUUACUGUCAACGUUGCAUUAGCUAUAACCACUGUCAUUAAAGACAGAAGUUACCGUCAAAGCUUCAUUAGCUAUAACCACUGUCAUUACAGCCAGAAGUUACCGUCAAAGUUGCAUUAGCUAUAACCACUGUCAUUAAAGACAGAAGUUACCGUCAAAGCUUCAUUAGCUAUAACCACUGUCAUUACAGCCAGAAGUUACCGUCAAUGUUGCAUUAGCUGUAACCACUGUCAUUACAGAAAGAAGUUACUGUCAACGUUGCAUUAGCUAUAACCACUGUCAUUACUAAAUAUAUGAAUGAUGAUCAUAAGACUAUAGCAAGCCUUUUACUGACAUUGAAUCACUCACCAUUCUACAUUUCCAUAAGGGAGGAUGUUGUCAUGUACUCAUACAGUAUGUGUGUAUAGACUUGACAUCCUCACUGCGUUUGCUGCUUCUCUUUAGUUCCCUUUUGGAGGGUUAGCCUGACCAUUUUACAAGCCUUUCAUGUAAAGUUAUGUGUCGUCGUAUAAAAUGUAAUCAAGAUCUUGCAACCGUAUUUAGAUACUUAAGCAAUAGUGAAGUUAGGUACCAGAAAACAUGCUCCAUCUUUUCUGCUUCAUAUACGGACUUUGAUGUCACUAAGUGCCCAGUUUGAAUAGUAAAAUGGCAUAACGUUUUUUUAAGAUGAGGAAUCAUCCAGAGUGGAAUGAAAUGGUAUAAUUUGUCAAACGUGUCAAAGGCUCUUCAAGUGUCACCGUCAGUGGUUUUAGGAUUCAAAGGGACAAAACCAAAAACCUAAAUGGAACAGCUGAUAUCAGAAUGAGAUGCCUCUGUACCUAUCCUCUGCACACCAUCAUGUGUGUCAGUAUAUGACAUUAAAGAAAGAAAGUGAUGGGAAUACUGAAGUGCUCGGUACACUUUUUGUUAAUUUGAAAGUUUACACAUCUUAUCAGUGUUUUACUUUUCUGUUUCAUGUUUUGUGGAAACCACCAUUUUAUUUAUUUUGUUAAUUCAAUGUAUUUUAUUGUUGCAAUUCAUGUUUAUUGUUAUGUUACUUUUUUUCAAUUAAAUAAAAUGUUUAGAUUCUUUCCUUA
Oncorhynchus tshawytscha (Chinook salmon) is the source of this 7245-nucleotide messenger RNA. Its product is annotated as centrosomal protein of 170 kDa. Gene Ontology annotation, cellular component: centriole. Lineage: Eukaryota; Metazoa; Chordata; Actinopteri; Salmoniformes; Salmonidae. Bases 348 to 5012 code for a protein of 1554 amino acids. The transcript is spliced from 19 exons. The record is from RefSeq and is a predicted model, not a curated record. Gene Ontology annotation, molecular function: protein binding.